Molecule: messenger RNA, 1283 nt
Organism: Sciurus carolinensis (gray squirrel)
Lineage: Eukaryota; Metazoa; Chordata; Mammalia; Rodentia; Sciuridae
Gene: Pirt
Product: phosphoinositide interacting regulator of transient receptor potential channels
Exons: 2
Coding region: 139-552 (137 amino acids)
Biological process (GO): phosphatidylinositol-mediated signaling; positive regulation of cation channel activity
Molecular function (GO): phosphatidylinositol bisphosphate binding; transmembrane transporter binding
Source: RefSeq, a predicted model, not a curated record
CUUUCUCUGGCUGGGAUGAAGGACUCCGAGCAGGAACUUAUUGUCAUCUUCCUCCCUGAGCGAGCACCGAGUGAGUCCCAGGUCCCCCAUCCUUCCUUGGAACAUCAAGGACAUACUAGGUGCCAGUCCUGAGCAGCCAUGACGAUGGAGACUCUUCCUAAGGCCCUGGAGGUGGAUGAGAAGUCUCCAGAAUCCAAGGAUCUGCUGCCCAGCCAGACCGCCAGCUCCCUGUGCAUCAGCUCCAGAAGCGAGUCUGUCUGGACCACCACUCCCAGGAGUAACUGGGAAAUCUACCACAAGCCCAUCAUCAUCAUGUCGGUGGGCAGUGCCACCCUGCUCUUUGGAGUGGCCAUCACCUGCUUGGCCUAUGUCUUGAAGCUGGAUGAUAAGACCAUUAUGGUCCUCAAGAUGAUAGGGCCUGCCUUCCUGUCCUUGGGACUCAUGACGCUGGUGUGCGGGCUGGUGUGGGUCCCCAUCAUCAAAAAGAAACAGAAGCAGAGACAGAAGUCAAGUUUCUUCCAAAGCCUCAAGUUCUUCCUCCUGAAUCGCUGAUGGUGGCUUGACCUAGAGGAGAUCCCAUGACCACACUCAACACCCCCAUUUCCUCCAUGGGAAGCCAGAACACUGAUGGAGGCAAACCCUGUUCUUGGCCCCAUGGAAAGACAGUACAGGGCUCCACCCUUGCGCAGCCUGGGAGCACUGCUAGCUGUCUCCAUUAUCGUUGAUGCUUCUUUCAGAUCCUUUCUUUGCUCUCCUGCCCUUCUCUGGCAUCCAGGCAUAGUCAUCAGACUUUCUCUGCCAAGGGCAGUGCAUGCUGGGAAAUUCCUUGGGGGUGGGCUAUGCCCCAAGGAGAAACUUAUGUUUACAUAUCUGAGUGCCUGAGAUAGAUUCCACAUUUGCACCUUUCUGGAACCAAAACCAAACAAAAGAAGUCCUUUACAGAGGAGGGAAGACUGAAUUUUGGUCUACUGGGCCUAAGAGCUCCAACUCCCUUUAGCAGAGGAGACACAAAUUUGUGUUUCAAGAGACCAAACAAGUCACAAGUAUCAAACAUUCCAAAAACUGAACAAUGGAAGGGGGUUGGGGAAAUACAUUGUCGAAGAAGGCACAUCCCUCUGGAAAUGGCUCUGAGAGUUAGCCAGCUGAGGACAUUUCAUUCUUGAUAAUAGAGCAUUUACACCGCAGACAAUGGGCUAGGCUAGAAGUGUCAAAGUUCCCCUUGACUUACUCACUCCCUGCUUUCACCUUGACAGUUAGCCAAGGACAAAUACAUGUUGUCCCAA